GGAGCGCUCAUUUCAAGAUUUGCAACCAGCCCGCCGUCAACUCAAAAAUUAUUUUCUCUGGGUUUUUCGCACAAGUUUGGCAAUUAGCUGUUUGAGUUAGAGUUUGUGACUUGGCCAGUGUGUGGUUUUUGUGUGUGCGAGUGCUAGUGUGCAGCAAUUGCAGCAACAAUUGCAGUUAACCGAGAAAACCAACAACAAUAACAACUACUCGUGAAGAAAUAAAAGUGAAGCCGGUUUGCAAAAAAUUACGCAAAAAAAAACGAAAAAAAAAAAGAAGUAGGAAAAACGAAGACAACAAAAUUACCGUCUGCACUGAAUUCGUGUGUUGAUUCAAGUCACACGAAAAUAGUCAAAUAAGCCACCAAAGAGAAAGAGUCCAGUAAUCAAUUAAAACGGGUUGAUUGGCGGAAAACGAAGUGUUUGCCAGAUUCAACAACAAAAUGCAAUUCCUUUGCAUCUUUGCCUUUGCCGCCCUGGCACUCGGAAGUGGAUCGGUGGCCAGUGGCGCCUCGCUGCCCACAUCCGGCGAGCCGAGCGUGUUCAGCAGCGAUCCCAGGCCCGGCUCCGGUCCGGCCGAGGAGUAUGUGGAGGUCUCGCCGGCGGGCGACGGCAGCGUGGUGGUGGUCUCGCCCGCUGGGUCAAUCGAUUUUGGCGGUUUGCAGUACGAUGCAGUUACACCACCGACUAGCGACCAGUUCGGCUCGACUGCCGUAACACCCUGUAGUCUCAGUUCGACGGAUCUGAAUGAGUGCAUUCGGGGUCUGAUCCAGACAUUCGCCCCCAAGCUGAGGUAUCAGGGAGUGCCGGAGUACAACAUGGGAUCGAUCGAUCCGUACUUCUACAAGCGGGGUAUCUUCCGGUACGCCAACGACGGCAUUCAGGGCGGACUCCUGAUCAAGAACAUGGAGAUCUACGGCAUCAGCACGCUGCAGGUCAACAGUGUGGCGGCCAAUUUCACCGAAAACGGGUUCGUGAUCAAGCUGGGCGUGGAGUUGCCCCAACUGAAGGCUGGCGGACACUUCAAGGCGGACGUCAAGUUCGGUGGCCUGCGCCUGGUGCCCAAGGGUCCCUUCAACAUUACCAUCGACAACAUCAAGGCCACCAUUCUGACCGACGGACACAUCGAGCAGUUGCCCAGUGGACAGCAGCGUCUCAGCUUACACCGCCUGAAUGCCAAUGUCAAUAUCGGCGAUGCCAAGGUGGUGGCCAAUGGCAUCUUCUCUGACCGGAAUCUGAAUGGCAUGAUCCUGAAUCUGGUUAACGAGAAUCUGCCGGAGAUAACUCGAGUCGGUAUUCCCGCCACCCGCGAACAAUGGGCUCCCAUUCUGAUCGCCCACAUCAACGAGUUCUUUGCUAAGGUUCCUAUCGAGAAAUUCCUGGUUCAAUGAUGCCCCACACAAACCUCUUCUCAAGGAAUAUUUAGCUAUUAGUUAGUUUUAGUUUAAUCAUAACGAUUACAAAUUUAUGUUAAACGCUGUUUCCAAAUAACUGUUUAUGCUCAAAGAGUUUUGGCGAUCAUUUGGAAUGAUUUUCUGCAUGUACCAAUUUGUAUUUAUUUAUCACAUCCAUUCUAAAAGGAAAGUACAAGUUUUCUGAAAAUUCUGAAAAUAAAUGCUCUGUUUGAAAAA
Molecule: messenger RNA, 1628 nt
Organism: Drosophila bipectinata
Lineage: Eukaryota; Metazoa; Arthropoda; Insecta; Diptera; Drosophilidae
Source: RefSeq, a predicted model, not a curated record